Messenger RNA from Penicillium hordei, 1959 nucleotides. RefSeq lists its product as uncharacterized. The transcript has 3 exons. Lineage: Eukaryota; Fungi; Ascomycota; Eurotiomycetes; Eurotiales; Aspergillaceae. Bases 1 to 1959 code for a protein of 652 amino acids. The record is from RefSeq and is a predicted model, not a curated record.
AUGCUAUCUGACACAUCCCAUCGAGACGCAGCUCCCGCGGCUUUAGGCUUGUUUAGCCUUGUGGUCUGCCUACAUUUAUUCCGAUACCACCCGGGCCUAGCCAUGAAGGACCUCUUCUAUAUAAUAUUUCCUCUUUCAAUAGAGAUAUUACACCAUAUUGGAUGGUUCAAAGCAUUGAAAAAUGUUCUGACCCCUUUUGCCGGAGGUGUUGGCUGUGCCCUUCUUGCUUGGGUGUCAGUGGUAGCCUAUGUUCAGCGGAAUCUGAUCUUAUGGCCAGAAGAGGACUCAGAGAUAGAAAGGACCCUGUUAGGAAGACCUCUUCUCUUCCCAGCCCGGCUUACACAUUCACGGAUGUUUCCAGAAAAGUAUAAUUAUUGGAUCAACUAUUUCCUUGUCGGCAUUCCUGUUGGAUUGCGUGGUCGUGUUGGAUCUGUGAUUUCCAUUGACAGUGGUGAACCUGGUCCCAGCUCCCCUCCCAAAAGUUCUCUAAGAUCAUUUGUGAAUAUGAUGUUCGGAAAGCUACUUUGGUUUACAGUUGAUACAGAUCUGUAUCUUCAUCGCGGGGAUGGUCACCUAGGCUUGGGCGAGGAUCCGAGGCAAUACCCUUAUGCUUACAUUGUCAGCAUUCCUAGGUUUCUCUGGUGGACAAAAAGUCCUAUAUCGUAUUGGUAUCUUUACUCGCCCUCGAAAGAGCUGAGCGCAAUCAUCAUGGAGAUCAACAACUCGUUCGGCGAAAAGAAGAAUGCCUUUACUCGACUUACUCCAGAAGAUUCCUCCUCUUUUGAGAAAGCAAAAAGUUGCGAGGUGAUCAGUACUGCAUCAGGAACAGGGCCUAAUGGCACUCAAUCUGUUCGAUUCAUGUCUUCGGCCCCUACUGCCAAAUACUACAAGGGUAGCUGGAAAAAAGACAUUUUCGCUUCGCCUUUUGAGAAGGUCGAAGGCUCGUUUGCCCUUCGAUUUGUCGAUCCUCUUGACCCAGCACCUGACAAAGGAGGCCCGUUGCACACCAACAUGACCCUUAUCACUUCCUCUGGAAAACCCAAAAUUACAAGUCGACUCUUUUCGACAGCUCCUCCCCUUGACCCUUUAUUGGCACCAUCAUGGGAGGUGCUAAUAUUCCUCUUGAGAUGGUCUUUCACCAUACCCAUCUCUUUGGGCAGGAUUGUCGUGGAAGCCCUCCGUAUCCGCUUCAGAGGAAAUCUACCUUAUCUGAACAAACCGGAAGUGAAGCGCAAUAACAUCCCACGUAAUGCAUCAGAAGCAGAAAGUGCUUUGGAGCCCGUCUUCCAACUUUAUCUUUCCCACCUUGUCGAUGCGUGCUCAUUCCCUCUAACGAUGAUCUACAUCCCUGCCAAAUCACUACACCUCCACCCUGUAUCUAUGCGUUCCCCUAUCAAAACACCCACAUCUGCUCCACGGCCCACUCUGACGAUUCAGCCCCUUACGCCUCAGUUUUACACAAACAUCCUGAAGUACACAGAUGCUUCAUUGGGAUUUACCACUGAAAUAGAACAUUUGCCCCAGGUCUGUGAUCCGGUAUCUCAGCGCCUCUGGACUUCUGACGCGGCGCUACUCCAAAAAUUGAUUGCCUGUGCAGGUACCUUUCCCACCUCAGAGGAGGCUCGGUCCGUGUUCCCAUGGCGGCGCGAGUCGGCACCUAAAACAUUCAUGGAUAUUUUUACCGAGUCAAACCUUUCAGUUGGCAUGUGCAGGAGAUAUCGGGCAGCAAAGAUGCACUGCUAUCUAACAGAAAAUCUGGCGUGGGGUUCAUACAAAGUGGCAGCGGUGUACACCUUCUUUCUGCGUCUGGCACUCAUGUGGAUCAUUCCGAAAGGUCUGGGAUGGAUGCUGUAUGGCACUACUGCAGUAGUGAAGCCUGAGCACUUUCUGGUAGUGUCAAGCAUCAUCUUUUUAGGGGUCCGGAUGUGGGCAACGCUGAGCGACUGGAUCUAUAGUUGA